AAAAAUUCACCUAAAUUGCCUCGACUCGAGACAUAAUUGGCUCUCACAAAAUCUGUGGUGAAUUGGAUAGUUAAAUAAUUAAAUAAUAAUAACUACUUGAUGCAGCAACAAAAGAAGAAUAUUCGGAGGUUGAUGAAUUAUGAAGAAGCAGAAGAAUUGGAUGAGGAAAUUUACUAUACGAGUAGUAAUGUUAAUUUAUUAGAAGAAGAGGAGGUGGAUAAUGGAGAGUUGGAAAAUGAUCAUUUACCUCACUCUUUUUCAUCGAGUUUCCCAUUUCAUUCGAGUAACGACGGUUAUAAUAUUAAUAGUAAUAAUAAUGGUAGUACUAUUGGUAUUAAUAAUGAUGAAGGAAAUAGUCAAAUAAUUUCACCUUCUUCACCGUCGGGUUUUGCUCAUCAUGAUUUGUUAGCCUCUAUACAUUCUGGCCCGACAAUCGAUUCAAUGAGUAUUGAUGAAGAACAAGAUAAUAUAAUGGAUAAUAAUAAUAUUGAAAAUGGUGUUGUUGGAGGGAACAAUAAGAAACCAACUUCAAUUCCAUUAAGAAUUUGGAAUUUCCUAACUGGUAAUGUUAUUGCACACUUGAUGAUUUGGACCAAUUUGACAUUAUUUUCUGGAUUUCUCAUUCUCUCGCCCUAUGGCUUGAAGAUUUAUAAUCCAAUUAUAUUUUCCUUCUUUAGAGGAGUUGUUUUGGUUAUUUCACUCUUUCCAAUCAUGUUAUUUGUGGAUAGAAAAUUCAAAUUUAAAUCAGAAACUAAACUUAUUAAUCGAGCAUUUGCAUUUAGGAAAAAGUAUCCAUCUAUUUAUGGAAGCAAAUAUUGGGGAUGGAUUUAUUCUAUAUUCUAUAAUGAUAAGGCAGUGAUACCUUCGUUUGUUUUGGCCAGAUUGCCAAGUUUCAAACAAUCAAAACAAUUGGCUUGGUGUGGAGCUUUGGCAGUUGUGAAUCAAUUAUUGUUUGUUGCUGGAUUGAAUUUAACUUCCAGUACAGUUACUG
Messenger RNA from Naegleria gruberi, 991 nucleotides. RefSeq lists its product as uncharacterized. The annotation marks the transcript as partial. The record is from RefSeq and is a predicted model, not a curated record. Lineage: Eukaryota; Heterolobosea; Eutetramitea; Acrasida; Naegleriidae. The transcript has a single exon.